This is a messenger RNA of Pyrenophora tritici-repentis Pt-1C-BFP, 1923 nucleotides long. RefSeq names its product HET domain containing protein. The record is from RefSeq and is a predicted model, not a curated record. Lineage: Eukaryota; Fungi; Ascomycota; Dothideomycetes; Pleosporales; Pleosporaceae.
AUGAUCGGUGAAGAAUUGGAUGCAUCUCGCCGUACAAGCAUCCUUGCUAAAGCGCACUUUGCAGUCUCUGGUGGGGAAGAGGAAGAGCCAGACGAGGAGAGGGUAGUCCUACCCCCGGUCCCAAGAAUCGAUCUCAACUCAAUUCAGGAAUGGCGAAAAGCAUGCCACGAUACUCAUGGCGACUGCUGCAACGACCGUUAUUCAGAAGCCUUGGCACUUCGCCUUGACCACCUUAUUUUAGUCGAUGUAGUGAACCGUUCGCUUGUAAAACUGCCGAAUACGACGCCUAUAUCAUUCAUUGCUCUGUCAUAUGUCUGGGGCGAGGUGGACACCUGCAAGACCCUAACCUCGAACUUCGAGCAACUACAGCAGCCAGGAGCGAUAUGCAGUACCAACACCGAAAUCACCAUUCCAAAUACGAUCCGAGAUGCAAUGUAUCUAGUAGCUGCACUAGGGGAGCGAUACCUCUGGGUAGACUGUUUAUGCGUCAUACAGGAUGCGCCCUCUCACGAGAUGGAUCGAACCUUACGAGCCAUGGCGCAUAUAUAUGCAAGCGCUGAAUUCACUAUCGUUGCUACUGGCUCUGACGCAAACUACGGUCUAAGAGGAAUUGGCGGUCCGUCUCAAGAUAGACCACUGUAUACGACAUCAACAGAUCUGAGAUUCUAUGGCGGCUAUCCUUUAGAGUCCAGAUGGGUGACCAGGGGCUGGACGUUUCAGGAGUCGCUCUUCUCGCGUCGCCUGCUGUGCUUCGAUCGCCGAGUGUCGUGGUUGUGUGGCCGUUACGACUGGCGUGAAGGCGUCAUUAAAGCGUACUCUUUCCCUGGAAACUCUUGCUUUGAUGUCGAACGCCCCCAUCUCGGCGCUCCGAUGGGGAUGAUGUCUUUGUUACCCAGCAUACCGUCUCUCGGACGCUGGGGCAUGAUUGUGGAGAACUUCACCUCCCGGGAAUUCAGGUACGACCGUGAUGCUCUCAAUGCCUUUGCGGGUGCAACAGAAGUCAUGGGCCCGACUUUUCCUGAGGGUCUUCUUCAUGGUAUGCCGUGCUUUUUCUUCGACAUUGUGUUGCUAUGGCAGCCCAAAGGAUCUAUUGUCAGGCGGCAUGGAGAGCCUAGUUGGUCAUGGACAGGAUGGAAAGGUGCUGUAGAAUGUUUGCAUCCAUGGUAUCCGUUCUAUGCAGGUCUCUUCCGCGCGACGGGCAAAUCGUCGGAUUGGUUAGCGGUCGCCCCUUUGAUGCAACUGGCGAAGUUCAAUACUGUCUCCAUAGAUGGCACAGUGCCAAAAGGCAGCACCGAUUUCAACGGAUUUUACCAAUACCAAGCAUUACGGGAAAUAGGUAAUGAGCAGGAUCUUCCGAAAGGUUGGGAACGUGGUUUUCACCGGGAUGGCAUCUACUUCACGAGCGAAUCAUCGACUUCACAGAUACCAUACGCAUUUCCCCUUCCAACCGUGGACCCAACACGCCACCAAGAUCAUCUUCAACAGUCACGUGUUCUGUCCUGUACCGCACCUCGCGUAAAGCUCCUGUUUGGAGAAGAAUCAAAGGAUGAAAACGACAUGCACUUGCUCGCCAGUCUGCGUGUUCAUGACACCAACGUCGGUUAUCUUACCCUUCAUUCGCCCGAACAGAAAGCCACGUGCAUGACCGGCACCUCCUGUGAGCUGAUCAUCCUCUCGUCAUUUGUUAUAUCGGACCCCAAACAGGUGACAAAGUUCGCUUGGCCACUCUGCUCGCAUCACAACCCCUGUCUGGGUUUUAAGAACAAGUUAUUUCAAGACGUGUACGAAAAUGCUGAUGCUGGCCUGAAUGUCAUGUGGAUCGAGUGGGUAAGAGAUGUUGCUGAAAGAAGAGCGAUUGGAGUGGUCCGCGCAGAUGCGCUGGAGGCGCUGGAGCCCGAAUCUAUCAUGUUUAAACUAGGCUGA